AUGUCUAUCAUAUCAGCUACCGAGAUACCGACUGUAUCACUUCUCUAUCACUUGAAGAAGUUGUCCCCCUACAAAGCAACCGAUGCAGACGAAUUACCUCCAACUCCAAAUCAAUUCUUCAAUGAUCGCAUCGGCUUGAUUCGUGGUGAUAUCACCCAUCUCGGAGUCGAUGCAAUUGUUAAUGCAGCCAACAACUCUUUGCUGGGUGGAGGAGGUGUUGACGGAGCUAUUCAUCGCGCUGCUGGACCCGAUUUGUUGAGGGAAUGUCGAACUUUGAACGGUUGUAGGACUGGAUCAGCAAAGAUCACCGAUGCCUAUGAGCUACCUUGUAAGAAAGUCAUCCAUGCUGUCGGGCCGGUCUACGAUAGCUAUAAGCCUGAAGUCUCUGAACAAAAUCUCGAAGGAUGCUACAGUACAAGUUUGGAUUUAGCGGUCGAGAAUGGUUGCAAGACCAUCGCGUUCAGCGCCUUGAGCACCGGAGUUUACGGUUAUCCCAGUGAUGAAGCUGCCCCCGUCGCACUUAUGACUGUUAGAAGAUUCCUUGAGAGUAAGAAGGGUUCGAAGAUGGAGAAGAUUAUUUUUUGCACCUUCGUUCCCAAGGAUGUUGCCGCUUACAACGAAUGGAUUCCACGUAUCUUUCCGACGACCGAAUCCAACGCCGACGAUGAUUGGGAGGAAGUCGACGAAGUUGAAUCUGCUGAGAAUGGAGCUGUGUUAGCAAAGGGUACUGGUUCAGCCAAGGAUAGUUCAGAAGCGAGCAAGGUUGAGCUUCCAGAAGUUCCAACUAAGGAGCCAAUCGAGGAUGGAGGACCUGCUGCAAAGAAGCAGAAGUCUAGCGAUGAUAAGAACCUUUUGAAGUCAAAUGGCCAAUUGGAUUUUAGCGAUCCUAAAUCGGUCCAGCAGCUCACAAAAUCGCUAUUGAAACGGGACUUUGGUCUGAAUUUGACACUUCCAGACGACCGACUCUGCCCACCAGAACUUAUUGAUACAUCAAGUGAUAUCUAUAACGACUCUUACAACCCUAAUCGACAAGUUCAUGGGCUUGAUAUUGGUACUGGAGCAAGUUGCAUAUAUCCGCUUUUGGGUUGUGCUCAACGUGCUUCAUGGAGAUUUACUGGAACAGAUAUCGAUGACAGGAGUAUUGCUUUUGCCAGAGCUAAUAUCCAAAGUAAUGGACUGCAAACCCGGAUUCAGCUCAUCCAGACCAAAUCAAAAGGCCGGUUGAUACCUCUUGAUGAGAUAGGUUGUCACAGUUUAGACUUUACACUUUGCAAUCCACCAUUCUAUACUUCAGCCGAAGACCUAAUCUCUUCAGCAUCUCUUAAACGGCGACCUCCAUUUACAGCUUGCACCGGUUCCGCAACGGAGAUGGUCUGCGAAGGUGGAGAAGUGUCUUUUGUCUCACGGAUGAUAGUUGAAUCUUUGCAAUUACGAAAUGGAGUUCAAUGGUAUACUUCAAUGUUGGGGAAGUUCUCAAGUUUGUCGAAAGUCGUUGAGCAGCUAAAAAAACACAAAAUCGACAACUAUGCCGUGACAGAAUUCAUACAGGGCAGUAGGACGAGAAGGUGGGCAGUAGCGUGGAGCUUUAAUGACAGAAGACCGAGUAUUGCAGUAUCUCGUGGUUGUAAAAGUUUGCAGAAGAGUCUACUGCCAUUCCCAGCAGAGCAAACGAUUACGGUUAGCAUGCGCGACAAAGCUGUCAUCGCUACACGGCUACACGAUAUGCUAUCAAAACUCAUUACGCUUUGGAGCUGGGAGUCCGCGAGAUUCAUUGGUACAGGCUUCUGCGAGAAAGCCGUUUGGUCUCGAGCGUCACGCCGGCAUCUAAGUGAGACUAAUGAUGAGAAGUCAAAUGUUACCUCGAAAGGUUUGCCUGAAGAUAUGGCUUUUGGGUUUAAAAUCACAUGUGGGGACCACGAAGAAGAAUCUCCAGGAACGAAAGUUGCUAUUCGAUGGUUGAAAGGUCACGACAGUGUUUUAUUUGAGAGCUUCUGUGGCAUGAUAAAAAGAAAGUUACAAGACAUGUGA
Botrytis fragariae is the source of this 2028-nucleotide messenger RNA. RefSeq names its product putative macro domain-containing protein. The transcript has 7 exons. The record is from RefSeq and is a predicted model, not a curated record. Gene Ontology annotation, molecular function: 23S rRNA (adenine(1618)-N(6))-methyltransferase activity. Gene Ontology annotation, cellular component: nucleus. Bases 1 to 2028 code for a protein of 675 amino acids. Gene Ontology annotation, biological process: rRNA base methylation. NCBI's taxonomy places the organism in Eukaryota, Fungi, Ascomycota, Leotiomycetes, Helotiales, Sclerotiniaceae.